Messenger RNA from Zophobas morio, 989 nucleotides. It is a transcript of the gene Lamtor1, whose product is annotated as ragulator complex protein LAMTOR1. Lineage: Eukaryota; Metazoa; Arthropoda; Insecta; Coleoptera; Tenebrionidae. The record is from RefSeq and is a predicted model, not a curated record. Gene Ontology annotation, molecular function: guanyl-nucleotide exchange factor activity; molecular adaptor activity. Gene Ontology annotation, cellular component: lysosome; membrane raft; late endosome membrane. Gene Ontology annotation, biological process: positive regulation of TOR signaling; regulation of receptor recycling; endosomal transport. The transcript is spliced from 6 exons. The coding region runs from base 98 to 622 and encodes 174 amino acids.
UGUCAAAUGUCAGUGCCCAACAAUGACAUUUUUUAAUGGUAAAUAAUAAAACCCGCAAAUAUACUAAUACAAUAGUGGUACAAUUACAUUAUAUAAAAUGGGGUGCUGUUAUAGUUUAUUUUGCAAAGAUGAUGGAUCAUCCCAGAUUGGAGAACCAAAUGAGAGAACUCAUCUUUUAAUAGAUCCAGUGUCAAAUAGCACAAAUAUCCAAAGGGUAAAUAGUGAGGAUGUAUUGUGUCAUAACUCCAAGUCUGCCCCAAAAAAGACUGAUGAACAAUCUGCACUUAAUAGGAUAUUACAAGAAACUGCAACGAAUGUCAUAGAUGUAGCUGCUCUAGAUUCACACAACUUGCAACAGCACGAGUACGUGGAGAGAAUGAAACAGUACAAUGUUAGAGUGCAACAAGUUUGUGCGAGUAAAAAGAAUAAAUUGACACAUAGAUUCAAGAAUUGUCUUCUUGAAGACAUACCUUGGACGGACAAAAUCUUGCAGUCUGAUUCAAUUAAUGCAGAUGACAGAAAUUUGAUAACUGGUGCACUGGAGAAAGCUUCUCUCGCUAUAAAUGAUAUUAAAGUUGAACAUAAGGAAGAUUUAGUUGUGCCUUUCCGCAUCCCCUGUUGAGACUUUCUGUUGAUCAAAUUUAUACAUCCAAAUAUUUGUUUUCUAAGCUGUAAGGAAUCUUUGACAAACUUGGCUUAAGUCAUUUAGUGUUACGUGUAAAGAAUGUAUUUUUGUAAUAAGACAUAUCACUGCUUUAAUUUUAGUAACUUCAGUUUAUGAUUUACUGCUAGUUGUUAACCUGCAGCGUAUAAAAUAGUUGGUUUCGCCAUAGCAGUUUUAGGUUGAAAAAGUAAUUUCUUGAUUUACGUUUGAUGAGUAAACAAAGGUUUCUUAUAUAACAUCUUGAAGACGUUUUGAAAAAAUCAAACAUAAAUAUUAUAUUUGUAAUAUAUUAUUUAGUAUUACAAUAAAGUUGAUUAUAAAUACA